This is a messenger RNA of Sardina pilchardus (European sardine), 1800 nucleotides long. RefSeq names its product protocadherin gamma-A11-like. Gene Ontology annotation, biological process: homophilic cell-cell adhesion. Lineage: Eukaryota; Metazoa; Chordata; Actinopteri; Clupeiformes; Clupeidae. The transcript is spliced from 6 exons. Bases 1 to 1800 code for a protein of 599 amino acids. Gene Ontology annotation, cellular component: plasma membrane. The record is from RefSeq and is a predicted model, not a curated record. Gene Ontology annotation, molecular function: calcium ion binding.
AUGGAGCAUAGAGGACCAUCGUUGCGUGGAUUUUUGGCGCUGAUUAUCUUCGCUCUCACGGCUACCUUCGUGCAUGCAGAGCUGAGCUAUUCCUUUCCGGAGGAGAUGAAACGCGGAUCUGUCGUUGGAAACAUAGCCAAGGACAUCGGACUGGAUGUGACCACACUGUCCGCUCGUAAGGCUCGAUUAGUCUCCGAGGAGGAUCGUAAACAAUAUUUUAAUUUAAAUCUGAGGACCGGGGAGUUGAUGAUAGCCGAUAGAGUCGAUAGAGAGGAGCUUUGUCUUGAACAACUGACGUGUCUGCUUAGAUUGGAGUUAAUGCUUGAAACACCAUUAGAGUUGCAUCGUAUGACAUUUCAGAUUCAAGAUAUCAACGAUAAUUCGCCCAUAUUUCCAAAGGAUUCUAUUAAGCUUGAAAUACGUGAAAGUGCUGAUAAAGGCGCAAGAUUUCGUGUAAACGAGGCACACGAUGUAGACGUUGGACAGAAUGCAGUGACUGGCUACACGUUGGAAAGGAAUAAUCAUUUUGUGUUGUCUGCUAAUUCAAACAAAGACGGAGGUAAAAACAUUGAAUUAGUGUUAGACAAGGAACUUGACCGAGAGCAACAACAGGAUGUUACAUUAGUCCUCUCUGCCUUUGAUGGUGGGACACCGCCACGAUCAGGCACUGUAGCCAUACAUGUAACUGUGUUGGAUGCGAAUGAUAAUGCGCCAGUUUUCAGCCAAGAGGUUUAUAAAGCAAGCCUACCUGAAAAUGCUCCCCUGUAUUCUGUUGUGGUGAAAGUUAGUGCGACAGAUGCAGACGAGGGACCUAACGGGGAAGUAUCUUAUGAAUUCAGUCGUAUUUCAAGUAAAGCGAAAAAUAUAUUUUCGCUGGACUCAGUCACAGGAGAAAUCAGAGUUAUCGGCACCGUCGAUUUUGAAGACGAAAAGAAAUACGAAAUGCGGAUUGAGGGAAAAGAUGGAUUUGGACUCUCCACAGAUGCACGAUCUCUGAAUAAUCACAUCCCUGAGGAUGUGCCUCCUGAUACGGAGGUGGGAAUUGUGAAUGUGCAGGACAGAGACUCUGAUAAGAACAGACAGGUGCGUUGCAGCAUCCAGGAAAAUGUUCCCUUUAAACUCGUUCCGUCUAUCAAAAACUACUAUUCGCUGGUCACUGCAGGUGACGCGGAUAUAGGAGAGAACUCCGUGAAGAUCUACUCGCUGCAGAAGAAUGAUCAUUUUGUGUUGAAAGUGCACUCUAGUACAGACGGAGAUAAAUAUAGCGAGCUGGUGUUAGACAAAGAGCUGGACCGCGAGCAGCGGGACAAGGUUGUAUUAAUUCUUACAGCCACUGACGGUGGGAUUCCACCGAAGUCAGACAACGGCUCUCCUCCACUCGGUAGUAACGUGACCGUGCGUGUCCAUGUGAAGGACGAGAACGAUAACUCUCCACAGAUAUUAUAUCCAACUCCGGACGGCAAAUCACUCAUGACCGAGAUGGUGCCCAAAGCUGCGCAGGCGAACUCCAUCGUGUCCAAAGUCAUCGCAGUGGAUGCAGACUCAGGGCAGAACUCGUGGCUCUCCUAUCAUAUCAUAAAAGCUUCUGAUCCUGGACUUUUUGUUAUUGACGUGGAUGGAACUGGAACAAUUCGCAGCGCAUACAACUACGACGCGUAUCUAACCACGGGGUCGCGUACCAGUGACUUUAAGUUUGUCGAAUCAUACACAGAAGGAACUAUGCCCAUUGAUAUGACUCUUAAGAAAUCUGCAUCUGACGAUUUACUCGGUGCUAUCGACACAGUCCAGGCCAGGAGCUGA